Melanotaenia boesemani (Boeseman's rainbowfish) is the source of this 1644-nucleotide messenger RNA. It is a transcript of the gene sbds, whose product is annotated as SBDS ribosome maturation factor. The record is from RefSeq and is a predicted model, not a curated record. The transcript is spliced from 5 exons. NCBI's taxonomy places the organism in Eukaryota, Metazoa, Chordata, Actinopteri, Atheriniformes, Melanotaeniidae. The coding region runs from base 113 to 862 and encodes 249 amino acids. Gene Ontology annotation, biological process: cytosolic ribosome assembly; ribosome biogenesis.
GGGGACACUCAUUGAAAACACGCUUGGGUGGUACUGACGACGCAGCUAAUGACAGCAUAUUUUCUUGUUAAUAGCACGUUUGACACAUUUUUGUGACUUAUUAAGCACAAACAUGUCUAUAUUUACGCCAACGAAUCAAAUCCGGCUGACGAAUGUGGCGGUGGUGCGGAUGAAGAAAGGAGGGAAGCGUUUUGAAAUAGCUUGUUACAAGAACAAAGUUAUGAGCUGGAGAUCAGGAGCAGAGAAAGACCUAGACGAGGUUUUGCAGACACACUCUGUUUUCGUUAAUGUGUCCAAAGGUCAGACUGCUAAGAAGGAUGAUUUGACUAAAGCUUUUGGAACAGAUGAUCAGACAGAAAUAUGCAAACAGAUCUUGGCCAAAGGGGAGCUCCAGGUGUCAGACAAGGAGAGGCAGACUCAGCUGGAGACGAUGUUCAGAGACAUCGCUACCAUUGUGUCAGAGAAGUGUGUCAACCCCAGCACCAAGAGGCCAUACACAGUCAGCCUCAUCGAGCGGGCGAUGAAGGACAUCCACUAUUCUGUCAAGACCACCAAGAGCACCAAGCAGCAGGCUCUGGAGGUGAUCCGGCAGCUGAAGGAGACCAUGGAGAUCCAGAGAGCCCACAUGAGGCUGCGGUUGCUGCUGCCAGCCAAGGAGGCCAAGAGGCUGAAGGAGAAGCUGAAACCUCUCCUGCAGGUUGUGGAGAGUGAGGAGUUUGAUGAGGAGCUGGAAAUGGUGUGUCUGGUGGACCCCGGCUGCUUCAGGGAGAUCGAUGAGCUGAUCCGCUGCGAGACCAAAGGCCGUGGUUCUCUGGAGGUUCUCAGCUUAAAGGAUGUGGAGGAGGGAGAUGAGAAACUAUAGUCACCCAGCCAGUCCGGACUCUGCACCUUAUCUACACUAACACACUUCACUGGAACACACCGCCUAUAAACUCAUAUAAAGGACUGUUUAUGAUCUGAUUAACCUCAACCCUUUAUUAUCAGCAGCCAUGUUUGAAGAAUUAGUCGAACUGUGGAAGGUUUUAUUUACAAGCUGUGCUUUGAAAGCAAGUUUCAGCUUUUAUACCUAAACUUAAUGAUCAGUAGUUGUGACCUGGAUUCCUUUAUUUAUUAUUUUUAUUAAUGUCCGUACUUCUGGACAGUCUCUCUAUUUUCUAUUUUUCAGCUCUUCUUAAACCCAGUUAUGUAUAUUAAUAAAAAACAAACUUUUUUUUUCUUCCUGUGUUUAUUUACUGAGAUUUUUCUAUAUCAGAGUUUUGCACAGUUCCCGAUCAAACAGAAAAACAUGGAGACUUUGAACCCAAACAAGCUACAUUUAUAUCACAUUUCUGUUGUAUCCAUGAUGGAAAAAGUGCUGAAGAUAUUAAAAUGUGUAAUUAUAUCUGGUCUAUCUUUAGCCACAAUGAAAAUGUGGAACGCAGCCUCAUCACAGAUGUAAGUUGGUAAACAAAUGUUUUUAUUAGUAAAAUUACAGCUGGAGUUGCACAUAAAACUAAAGUCAAUCAGAAAUGAUUUUUCCCCUCCUUUAAAAAAGAAAUAAUUCAGAGUUAAAACUUAUUUGAAAAGUAAAGAAAGGUUGUUUUCUGUCAGAUUUCAUCUUUAAUAGUGAAGUUGGAACAAAUGAAUAAAAAAUGAAUGAACGCA